Trichogramma pretiosum is the source of this 1830-nucleotide messenger RNA. RefSeq names its product antichymotrypsin-2-like. The record is from RefSeq and is a predicted model, not a curated record. The transcript is spliced from 6 exons. The coding region runs from base 110 to 1243 and encodes 377 amino acids. Lineage: Eukaryota; Metazoa; Arthropoda; Insecta; Hymenoptera; Trichogrammatidae. Gene Ontology annotation, molecular function: serine-type endopeptidase inhibitor activity.
GACAGUAGUCUGCAUGCCUUCGUAGCGAACACACCGCAUACCGUCUCUGCACCUACAUACAGCAGUUCGAGUUUUUUUUUUAAUUUAAAAAGUCAACUUAAUAGACACGAUGUCGGAAUUGGACGCUAUGGCUUCGAUCAGCCAGAGCUUGAAGGAUUUCCAUGUCGAUUUCCACAAGACGGUGGCCAGCAAGUCUGAGAGCAACUUCGUGAGCUCUGCACUUAGUGCCCAAGUUGUACUGGCGAUGGCCGCUUGUGGCGCCCAGGAUUUGACAUACGAAGAGAUGCACAAGUCCCUUCGACUUCCCGAGGACCGAUCGACCAUACACGAGGGUUUUUCCCAUUUCAUCAAAGCUGUCAACAACGUGAAAGAUGUCGAACUUAAAAUGGUCAAUAAAAUCUACUUGUCGCAUCAGUACUCACAUGCGGUUGAAGAUGAAUUUAAAAAAAUCGUAAGUGAGCAUUAUCAUUCGUCGAGUGAAAUGGCGAAUUUCGAUGAUGGCCAGACGUCUGCACAACAAAUUAAUAAAUGGGUCGAGGAUCAAACUAAUGAAAAAAUUAAAGACCUCAUCAAGUCAGAUGAUCUCAACAGUAACACGCUGAUGGUUCUUGUCAAUGCCCUUUACUUCAAAGGCCAGUGGCUGCACAAGUUCGAUGAAAAAGACACGACGAAGAAAACGUUCCAUUUGAGUAAAAGCAGUUCCGUCAAAGCUCCAAUGAUGUACAUUAAAAAAAAGUUUUUGUAUCAGCGUUUACCGGAACUCAAUGCUCAGCUCGUCGGGUUGCCAUACAGCAACCAAGAUCUGAUGUUGGUAGUCGUUGUACCCGAUGAAGUCGAUGGUCUGAAGCACAUCGAAGCUAAUCUGGAAAAAAUCAACGUUGACGUUAAGCAUAUGGCUUUUUCGAAACGCGAGGUUGAGCUCUAUCUUCCAAAGUUCAAGAUCGAAACCACACUUGAUUUGAUUCCUCACCUUCAAGAGUUGGGAAUGAAAUUGGUAUUCACCGAGGACGCAAAUCUGAAAAAAAUGGCCGAUAUUCCAAGCUUGCGUAUCAGUAAAGUUGUCCAGAAAGCAUUUAUCGAAGUCAACGAAGAAGGCAGCGAGGCCGCUGCUGCUACAGGUGUCCAAGUAUCGUUUAGGUCCUUGCCUCCGCCUUGUAUCAAGUUGAAAGUUGACAAACCUUUCGUAUAUCAAUUGAUUUACAGAGAUUCUGUUCUAUUCUCUGGACACGUUGUUAAACUAUAAGAGUAUUAUUUACGAGUAAAGACUGAUUAUUUUUUGUCAAACAUUAUUUUUGUUUGUAUAUUUAAAAUUUUAUUGUGUGCACGAUCUAAAUGCAGAUUUUAUUAAUAUUUUGACAAGGAUUGUAAAAAUCUCAUAACUUUUAUAAACUGGAAAAAAUAUAAAAAUUUCUUGCGUUAACGAAAUCAAUUUUUUUCAUUCCUACUACCGAUGCCCAAGCUUUCAUUGAUUAUUUCACAUUUAAAGCCCCACCGAAUAUUAUUUUUGUUAAUACUAUUAAUUGAAAAACGAUAAUUUUAUUAUAUUAAAUAAAAAUAUCUGUUCAAUUUAGGUCUCAUAAUGACGUGCGAUUUAUUAGAUAUGUCUGAAGAAAUUAUUGCUGAUAGACCAUUCGUCUACAAAAUUUUUUACAAAAAUCAAGCUUUGUUUUCGGGUCACGUUGUGAAUCCGUUGAAAAAUUGAGUUAUGUUCAUUCAGAAUUUGUAUCGGUUAAUAGAUCUGCUUCACUUGUGUAAUAGUUCAAUAAAUGCUUAAAAAUAAAUCCUUCUUUUUCUAUCUAUUAUCGGUUAUUAAUUUGUUUAUAAUUGAUU